AUGGGCACCAAUUAUUGCCUUUUCAUGCCUCUAUUUGAUGCAUUAGGAAACACUUUGAACAUCAAAUCAUGGGAGAUGCAUAAGAAAAUUAGUCGAGACUUGGGUAAAAAUGGAAGAGUCCCAGAUAUUGUAUUUCUAGCUCAUUUUAUAGACAUGUCGGCCGCCAUGCACAUGCCUUUUAUAUCACGAACAAUGGCAUCUCUUCCCUACGCUACAAGAAUUCACUUGCUACCAUUCUUGCCCAUAUCCUUUAUGGCGAUGUUAGUCAUGUGGGCUAACUCUAAGACUUUCUUGAUCUCAUUCUACAACCUUAGGGAUCGGUUGCACCAGACGUGGGCUGUACCCCGUUUCGGAUUUCAGUAUUUCUUACCAUUUACUGCACAAGGUAUCAAUAAGCACAUAGAAGAGUCUAUUCUUAUGGCUGAUAGAUUGGGAGUUAAAAGUUAUUAG
This is a messenger RNA of Fraxinus pennsylvanica, 450 nucleotides long. The record is from the annotation of a GenBank genome assembly. NCBI's taxonomy places the organism in Eukaryota, Viridiplantae, Streptophyta, Magnoliopsida, Lamiales, Oleaceae.